Molecule: messenger RNA, 1225 nt
Organism: Asparagus officinalis (garden asparagus)
Lineage: Eukaryota; Viridiplantae; Streptophyta; Magnoliopsida; Asparagales; Asparagaceae
Product: probable rRNA-processing protein EBP2 homolog
Exons: 2
Coding region: 146-1012 (288 amino acids)
Biological process (GO): rRNA processing; ribosomal large subunit biogenesis
Cellular component (GO): preribosome, large subunit precursor; nuclear periphery; nucleolus
Source: RefSeq, a predicted model, not a curated record
ACCCAAAUCAAUCCCCGCCCCCCGCGCCUCCCGGCCUCUUUCCGAAAAACCCUAAAUCCCGGUCGCUGCGCCUCCUCCUCCUCGGCCACCACUGUAGCCACGCCGACGCCUCUCCGGCCCUCCUCUUCUCUUUUCAAGUUUCAAAAUGGGUGCACUGAAAAAACCACAGCUUUUAUUUUCUGAGCCUGCAACAAUGGAAGAUACCAUGGAUGACAUUGAUGAAGAGAUGAUGGAUUCUGAAUCCGAAAGCGAAGAUGAAGAGGUUCCUCUCACUGAACCUUCAAAAGCUGCCAUCCACAACAAAGAAGGCCUUCUCGAAAAGCUUGAAGACAUAGCCUGGCCUGAGAAUGCAGAUUGGAUCCAUAGACUCACCGUUGACUAUGAUUUGCCUGCAGAUAUCGAUGUGAAUGAUGACUUGGCACGUGAAAUGUCAUUUUACACUCAAGCUCUAGAUGGAACUCGACAAGCGUUUGAGAAGUUGCAGGCAAUGGGACUGCCAUUUCUUAGGCCACCAGAUUACUACGCUGAGAUGGUCAAGCCAGAUUCUCACAUGUUAAAGAUCAAAGGAAAACUUUUAGAGGAGAAGAAGAAGAUUGAGGAGGCAGAAGAGAGGAAGAAGGCGAGAGAGUCCAAAAAGAUUGCUAAAGAGGUCCAAGCUCAGAAGAACAAAGAGAGGACUAAGCGCAAGAAAGAGGAUAUUGAGUCUGUUAAGAAAUGGAGGAAGCAGAGGCAACAGAGUGGGUUUGCUAAAGGAAAAGGCGAGGAAAUGGAUUUUGAUUUGGAUGGUGAGAAAAAUUUUGGAUCGAAGAAGGGGAGGCCAGGGGUUGCUCCCGGAGAUCGGUCUGGAGGAGUUCGUAGACACGGGAGUAACAAGAAGAGGGAGAAGAGGGAGUCUAAGUUUGGUCAUGGUGGUCGAAAGGGGACGAAGAAGCAAAAUACUGCUGAUACUACUAAUGAUUUGAGGGGUUUUAACAAAGGUGAGUUUCCAGGGAAUAAGAGAAGAAAGCGAUAAUUUGUUUAUCGUUUUUGCAUUGUGUCUUAUUCAGAAAAUCUUGUGGGAGUUUUAGUUGUGGUCUUGCUUUCCAUUUGUUUUUGCUAAUGGGAUUUUCAUUUGAAGCUCUCGCUAUUGUACCUUUUGUUUUGGUAAUGAAGUUUGUCUGUUGAAUCCUCUUGUUGUUUAUUGUUCUCUGAGCAAAGUUGAGUAAGCUGAAGCAGGGGUUUGUUA